AUGAAGCUAAUGUCGCUGUGGGUGUUCUGUGCCAUCAUCGGCCUAUGCGCAGCGCAGACUUUGGAACAGAGCACUGCUGCAGAAUGUCCUGAGGUGAAAAUCCUUGAAGUUGGAGACUCUGAUAAGCUGACCAUUCUACAAGGAUGUCCAGGAGCUCCUGGGAAACAGGGUCACCCAGGACCCCCAGGAAUGCCAGGCCCGAGAGGUGACAAAGGUGACAAGGGUACCUCAUGCCCAAAAGAAUUCAACGGUGCUCGAAGCUGCAAGCAGCUGCAGGAUAUUGGCUUUCACCUUACUGGAUGGUAUACAAUAUACCCCGAUGGCCGGCGACCUUUGGCUGUCUUGUGCGAUAUGGAUACUGAUGGAGGAGGCUGGAUUGUGUUUCAGAGGCGUCUGGACGGGUCAUUGGAUUUUGACCGUGACUGGAACAGCUAUGAACGUGGGUUUGGAAGCCAGCUGAAUGAAUUUUGGCUGGGAAACCAAAAUCUCUAUCGGCUUACCUCAUCUGGGAUAUAUGAUCUGCGCUUCGAUUUAGAAGACUUUGAUGGGAAUUGUACCUAUGCUACUUAUAGCAACUUCCAAGUGGAGAGAGAAGCGGAACAGUACACCCUACGCUAUGGUUCAUACGCGGGGGGCACCGCAGGGGAUUCACUCCUAACACAGAGGGACCAGGCCUUCUCUACCAAAGACCAGAACAACGACAAGUCCAGUCGUAAAGAGAGAAGCUGUGCUGAAUAUUUCAAAUCAGGCUGGUGGUACGAAGCCUGCCACCUGUCCAACCUGAAUGGCGAGUACAUCAAAGGGGAGCACAAGAUCAAGGGUAGAGGCAUCAUAUGGAACUCUUUUAGGGGCAAUUUUUACUCGCUGAAGUCCACACAAAUCAAGUUCCGUCCACGCCCCUCAGUGGUUGGUUGA
Molecule: messenger RNA, 915 nt
Organism: Nanorana parkeri
Lineage: Eukaryota; Metazoa; Chordata; Amphibia; Anura; Dicroglossidae
Product: ficolin-2-like
Exons: 7
Coding region: 1-915 (304 amino acids)
Source: RefSeq, a predicted model, not a curated record